Molecule: messenger RNA, 3925 nt
Organism: Coniophora puteana RWD-64-598 SS2
Lineage: Eukaryota; Fungi; Basidiomycota; Agaricomycetes; Boletales; Coniophoraceae
Exons: 20
Coding region: 36-3758 (1240 amino acids)
Biological process (GO): protein autophosphorylation; phosphorelay signal transduction system
Molecular function (GO): phosphorelay sensor kinase activity; histidine phosphotransfer kinase activity
Source: RefSeq, a predicted model, not a curated record
CUCCAUGUUGUCCUGUUAGCGCCCGCCCUCUUUCCAUGGUCCAUUUACCCAGGCUCACCGACUCCCAGCCCCCCACAGCUGCUCCCCUAAGCGUAGACGAUGAAAUACCCUCCACCCCCUCCGAGGUAGCGGAGGAGCUGCUCGCUCUCCCAGCACCCGUCCUCGCCGCGGGCACACUCUACGGCUCGGGGAGCAGAUCCAACAAGAAGCGCAUCAGGACCGCGCGCAUCGACGGCCUCAAGGUCCACUGGGCCCGCUUCAUCAAGCGCGUCGGCACAGAGUCGCCCUCGGACUCGUCCGCCAUCGUCGAGAGCAGCCUCGGCAGCAGCCAGCGCCAGCACAAGCCCGUGACGGACGAGGAGGAGGAGGACGACGGCGGCGAGGUCGACGAGAUCGUCGUGGAUCGCGACUGGACGGAGGACAUGAAGAGCUCCUUUGGGCCCUCGGAGCAGGCGCUGCGGGACAGGUCGGGCGACAGCCGGGGAGCGUACGGGGGCGGCGGGACGACCACGAGCGGCGGCGGCCACGAGAGCACGGCGCUGCUCGAGGACGGGCGGCUGUUUCAGAAGCUGUUGAUUAUUAUUCGGUGGGAGGUGCUGCCUGCCAUCGAGAAGUUUUUCCUCGUGCGCUUCCACGACCUCAAGACGGAGAAGCGGUAUCGAAGGGAAAACUGGUUCAUCAAAAAAUCCCUCGCCCUCUGGUCAGCUGCUUUCUACAUUGUAAAUUGGAUCAUCGGCGCUACAACAAUUGUCUCUCCGGAACUGUUCGAUAAAAUAUGGGUAUACGGUAUCACACCAGUCUUGACAUUUCCUCUCGUUUUGUAUGUGAUGUACGACUUCCCCCGGGAUCGAGUCGUAGCAUACCAAGUCGCACUAGGAUUAGCCACAUGGUGCUGGGCCAUAUACGCGUUCAUAAACAUGUACCUUACCGGCUUCACCAGCAACGCACAUAUAUAUCCGCUCGGGGGGAAAACAUUCUUGAAUACAUUUUUCUAUACCUCGGCUCCUCAAACGAUCGCUUUAUUUGGUCUUGGAAUGAACAGGAUCACGGCGCUCAUCUGUGUGACUUCGUUUUUCGUGUUUGCUUGUGGAAUGAUCCUCCCUUUUGAGCCUAUCUGGAUACGCAAUCUUCUGACAUUCUUGAUUUACCACAUAUUUUUGCUUUUUGUGCAUUACAUGAACGAGAGCUCCGAACGACGACUGUUUAUCCUGCGCGAGCAGCUCAAAAACCAGUUCAAGGCGACGCAGAAGGCGCAGAUUAACGAGAGGAAGGAGGCUGAUUCCAAACGGCGGUUGACUUCCUAUGUGUUCCAUGAGGUCCGAGUGCCUCUCAACACAGCGCUGCUGGCUGUGCAGAACAUGGAGGCGUCGGGCGCGGUGAUGAAGACGCAGGAGAUCGAGUUUAUGGCGCUCGAGGGGAGCCUGGUGAUGAUGUCGAAAGUUCUCAACGAUAUGCUUGAUUUUAACCGGAUGGACAGUGGGCGGUUCGAAAUUCUCUCCAAGCCAUACACAUUCCACGCGGUCCUCCGCUCCCUGUUCGUCCCCCUGCGCAUGGCGACCGACGCGCGGCAGCUCAAGCUCGUCACGCGCCUCGACCCGACGAUCGACCAGGUCGCGUGGCGCGCGGCGUACGAGGCCGCGGGCGAGGACCCGGACGCGGUCGACGGGCUGCUUGCUGCCGAGGGCGAGAGGGACGGGGUCGUGCUGGGCGAUGCGAUUCGGCUGAGGCAGAUUAUUAAUAAUCUUGCUAGUAAUGCGUGCAAGUUCACACGCGCGGGAGGUCAGAUCUCUGUUACGACGCGGCUCGUGUUCCCCGCGCACCCGCAGCCCGAGCCGGCGGCGCCGCGCCCGGAGAUGCCCCUGUCCGCGCCUCCCGGACUCGAUGACGACGUCGACGUCGACGGUGGCGGUGGUGGUGGUGGAGGCGAGGGAGGUGACGGCGAGGUGGUCCAGGAAGCGUUGUUCACGCCGGCCGAGGAGCGCGACGAGCCGUUCACGACUGCGCUCGAGGUGCGCGAACGCGAACGGGCGCGCGAGCAGGAGCGCGAGGCGCUGGCGGAGCUGGCGCGCACGAAGAUGCAGGAGAGUAGGGGCGGCGGCGGCGGCGGGCAGGGGGAUGCGGUGAUGGUGAGGCGGAGGUCGAUGACGAGGUCGAAGUCGAAGUCGUCGACGAGCGGUGCGAUUCAUGGGCGCGGUGCGCCUGCGCCACCGCAUGGUGGGCCCAGCGGAACGGCGGUACACGAGGGUUUGGGGGACCAGGAGGGGGAGAAGCAGGCGACGGAGGCGUCGAGCAGCGGGCGGCGGCAGGUUAAGCGGGUCGUGGUGCGCAUCGAGGUGAGCGAUACGGGCACGGGGAUUCCGCCGAGGGAGAUGGCGCGUGGGAAGCUGUUUUCUGCGUUCAACCAGACGGAGCAGGGGCGUCAGCAGGGCGGUAAGGGCACCGGGCUUGGUCUUGCGCUUGUGAGGCAGAUUGUGAAGCUUAGUGGUGGACGACUGGGCGUGCGGUCGAAGGUGGGGCAGGGGUCGACGUUCUGGGUUGAGCUUCCACUUGGCGUCGGAGCGAGAGUUGUCGAUCCUCCCGACUCGCAAGAUACUACCCUUGUCGAUCACGGGCACGAUGCUCAGGUUCGGGAUGACCAUGGUAGCACAAACGCUAACGGCGGCGGAGCUGUGAACCCGUCCGUGAUGAAGACGCUCAUGGACCAAGGCGGGCUCGUCGAGCUCAAGCUCCCGAGCAGUGCGCGUAAUAGCCUGGAGCCGAAUGUGCUCACGCGGGGGAUCGGCGAGCUGUCUUCGGGCACGCCGUGUCCUGUCUUGCCGGGUGCUGGCUCUGGCUCUGGUCCUGGUGAUCUGGCGCCUCCGCCACCGAUGCUGGGUCGGACGUCGUCGGAGGGGGCUUCUUCCUCGUCGUCAUCUGGGACGUCGCCUACCUUGGUGUCCUCCAUGUGGUCCACGCCCUCCGCAGCGGAAUCGCCUACUAGGAGAUCACAGGACAAGGAUGCUCCGGCUCGCUCCAGUCCAGAGUUCUAUGCGACCAAGAUCGAUGCCUUUCCCAAGUCAUUCUCCAGUGCCUUGCCCAAGACCUUCGAGCUCGCGAAAACCGCACCCACGCGUGCGACUGUAGCAAGGCGCAAAGGACCGUCGGUGGUGUUCGAUCCGCCGCUGGUCGUGCUCGUGGUGGACGACGAUAAGCUGACGCGGACGAUCAUGUCGCGGACGCUGGCGCGGCUUGGGUGUACGGUGUCUACGGCGGAGAACGGCGAGGUCGCGCUGGAGAUGGUCGUUGGGAAGUGGGUGGUGGACAGGAUGAAGGAGCGGGACCAACUGACGUUCGACGUUUUGGCUGGGAGAAGGGGGAGAUCUGUGGCAGCUCCGGAAUCGGGAUCGUCACCUGGGUCAGGGUCUGGUGGCGCGGAGGAAGCGUUUAUGACGCCUCUUGCAGCGCCUGUGCAGUACGAUGUUAUCUUUUUGGAUAACCAGAUGCCUGUUAUGUCUGGGAUCGAGGCUGUGUCGAGGCUGCGGGAGAUGGGUAGGGACGAUUUUGUUGUUGGUGUGACUGGUAAUGCGCUCAUUGACGAUCAACGGCAGUACCUCGAGGCAGGGGUGGACCAUGUCCUGACGAAGCCUGUGUUCGAGCCUGGUCUGGUCAAGAUGUUGACGACUGCAGACGAGCGGAGGCGGAAGAUACCAGCGUUAUCGGGAUCCAAUGAGGGUGGGGCGAUACCAGCGGUCAGUAAAGAGGUGAUAUCCGAGGGAUAAAGUGAUCCGGCCACGAGGGAAGGUGGGAAGGCUUGAAGGUUUCGAGGAGAUAAUUGACAAUGUGGUUUUCUUUGGUGCAUAUUGUAGCUAUUCGUCUUUUAUUACGGGCCAUACAUACGCGGGCAUUCGUUUGCAUUGUACUUUAUAUACAUACACGAAGAUGAGCA